Cyphellophora europaea CBS 101466 is the source of this 231-nucleotide messenger RNA. RefSeq lists its product as uncharacterized. The transcript has a single exon. The coding region runs from base 1 to 231 and encodes 76 amino acids. NCBI's taxonomy places the organism in Eukaryota, Fungi, Ascomycota, Eurotiomycetes, Chaetothyriales, Cyphellophoraceae. The record is from RefSeq and is a predicted model, not a curated record.
AUGGAGCAGAUGAUGACUCAGCACGCGGAAGCUCAGGUGCAGGUCAUGGCCCAGAAAGCCGGGGCUCAUCCUCAGAUGAUGACGCAGCACGUCGAGUUUCUUGAGGCGAUGACCGACCAGAUCGUGGAGACUCAAGAUCGGUUCGAGGCUAACGUCCUACCGGCCGUCCAGGCCAUUACCGAUGCCCGCAAGACGCAGCCCGUAGCAGAACCCGGUUUGACAAGUCUAUAG